Messenger RNA from Neurospora hispaniola, 402 nucleotides. RefSeq lists its product as uncharacterized. NCBI's taxonomy places the organism in Eukaryota, Fungi, Ascomycota, Sordariomycetes, Sordariales, Sordariaceae. The transcript has 3 exons. The record is from RefSeq and is a predicted model, not a curated record. The coding region runs from base 1 to 402 and encodes 133 amino acids.
AUGCCGUCCCUAUUGAAACCUGUGCAAGCCGUGGCUCUCGCUGUCAGGGAAAUGGUGGUGGUAGUGGGCUGCACCCCUAGCUCGCCUGGCUCACCUGGCUGCCCUGCCGUUACCUUUACGCUUGUCCAUACAGCUACCCUGUUGCCCCUGCAACGGGACAUGACCCUUGUCUACUAUACAGCCCCCUGUCUCCUGUACGGACACCCUCUCGAAGCCAUGGGAGCCAUGGCAUGCGCCGGCUUGGGAUCUGGCGUCUUGACUGCGUCCACGCCCACGGACAACGAUACGACCGUCUUCUCGCAUCUACCGUCCACACUCGAGCAGAACACAGACCGCAGACUGCAGAGCUUCUCACUACCACCCUCCGCCUGCAAGACGCCUCUCCUUCUCGCCUUUACCUAG